Molecule: messenger RNA, 1017 nt
Organism: Sturnus vulgaris (Common starling)
Lineage: Eukaryota; Metazoa; Chordata; Aves; Passeriformes; Sturnidae
Gene: TMED6
Product: transmembrane p24 trafficking protein 6
Source: RefSeq, a predicted model, not a curated record
AAGGAGGAGGAUGCUGCUGCUGCUUCUCCUGGCACUGCUGGGCCCGGCUGGCUGCCCCAGGACAGAGCCCCUGAGUGGCUCCAGCCAGGAGCCGCUGUUCCGCGGCGCCGAUCGCUACGACUUCGCCAUCGUCAUCCCUGCUGGCACCGUGGAGUGUUUCUGGCAGUUCUCACACCAGGGUGGCAACUUCUUCUUCAGCUACGAGGUCCAGCGGGCCACGGGGAUUGGAAACAGCAGGAACAUCCUGGUGACAGCGAGUGAUCCCAAUGGCUUCCAGCUUGGAGCGUCCCAGGAUGUGCGAGGACAGAUCAACUUCCUCACCAAGGACACAGGUUUCUACCAGCUCUGCCUGGACAACCAGCAAAACCACUUUGGCCUCAUGCAGGUGUAUCUCAAUUUUGGUGUGUACUAUGAUGACUUCAAUAUGGAACACAAGCAGCCAGCAGAGAGGAAGGAGUUGAAUGACACCCUGGAGGCAAUUGGGGUGAGCAUCCAGAGGCUGCAGAUCCACACCUUCCACAUGUGGCGCUUCUACAACUUCGCCAGGAUGCGGAAAGGAGCCGACUCCUUCCUCCUGGAGUCCAACUACAACUAUGUCAACUGGUGGUCAAUGGCCCAGAGCUGUGUCAUUGUCCUCUCGGGGGUGCUGCAGCUCUACUUCCUCAAGCGCCUCUUUCACGAGCAAACCUCGGGCAGCCAGAAGUGCUAGGACAGGGCAGGGCUCCCCUCUGCAGAGCCAGGUGACCUGGCUGCCACUCUGUCCCACCACGGAGUGGGAGGAGAGGCUUGAUUUUGCUUCCAGGAGGAGGUUGGAGAGUUCACCCUGCUCCUGCCUCAUCUCUAGCCCUGGCAUCACCCCAAGAGGAGUCAAAGGCCACACUGUCACCUGAGUUCUAUGUGCUGUAUGGGUUUGUCACAUCCCUACCAAUUUUUAGUAUCUUAAUGGGCGUUUUCUACCAGGCUCCAAAUAAAGAAACUCCUGGCAGAGUCCAGGGAGUGACUGCUGCCUGCAGCUGC